UUGAAGCCUAAACGUCGACGAGACAUUCUUAACAAAAACAGUUCUUUUCAGAACGAUUUGCCUUGUUUACUGCAAGAAUUUUAGAAACAAUCAGCAAGUUAAGGUCAGAAGAACGGAGGGAAGCUAAGAUUUAGGAAAGAGAUAAAAUAGGCUAAAAAAAAAACAUGUAUAUUGCUUUAAUAUGUGUUUUGGUUUUUGCUUCAUGGGGCUACGGAGCGGAUGAAAAUGAAGUUCUUGGCAUGGUCAAUGCUGGUAUAGAAGCCGGAAAUGCGAUCGUCGAAGUUUUUGCUGAUGAAAACUUGUCAAAGACUUUUGGUAAAAUCGGUCAGAUCGCAUCGAAUAUUGGUCCAUUCCUGGGUGCCAUUGGCCCAGCAGUAGCGUUGAUUUCCAUAUUCUUGCCAAGUUCACCGUCUCCUGAAUUGCAAUAUAUGAAGAAAAAAUUCACCGAAAUGGACCAAAAGUUUGACAAAGUGUUUACGAAAUUUAAUGAAGUGAAAAAUCUUAUUCAAGAAACAUCCCUUAAAGCUCAGUAUGGAGAAUACGAACGCACAAUAUCGGCUUUGUCUUAUCGCCUAGAACAGUUUCUAAGCGCUCCAACUGAGGCAGUGCAAGGACAGAAGGCAACAUUUAUCAGUGCUUACGAGUCGACUUACGGCAGCGCCACAUACAAACUCUGGCGCGGUAUGAUGGAGCAAACUGGUCUGUCGGAUAACAUUCCGGAAAUAGCCAUGAAAUAUACAGAUAACCACCGCAGACGAGUUCAAAGAAUUAUGAAAGGAGUUAUGAACUUAAUAUUACAGGGUUUGAAAGUCCAUUUAUCCUACCUGAAAGCCAAAGGUCGAGAUGCCACAUAUGAAGACGAAAAGAAAACUUGGGAAGAAAAUAUUAAAAAGUUAAUUAACCAUAUGAAAAGGGUAGACAAAAAAGUGACCAUCGCUUGGCCUGAACAGGUCAAAGCCGAUUUAAAUGACAAAUUGGCUUUGUUAAAAGGCCAGAGUAAUAGGAAUUUCGCUAACAAAUUCUAUGCAUUCCUCACUGAAAAAUAUUAUUGGAGGGAUUGGCUCAUUGUUGUUUACAACAAACUUAAAGGAAAGAAGGAGUAUCAUAUCAAAGCUUGCCACGGAUCUCCACCACGCUUCAAGUUUGGCAGAAAUAUCGCCGUGGCAAGCGUUGAUCAAAGAAAAAGGCCCAUUAAUUUGAAACUCGCCAAAAAAAAGCUCAUAAAAGCAAAAACCUACAAACGUGUUUUCAUUGUUUUUGGAUUUCGUAAAAAGUCUUUAAAAGCUGACAAAGUUUACAGAUCACUUCCGUAUAAAUUUAGGAAGGGGUGCACUAAAUAUCCGGGAUUAGGCGUCAUAAAAAAAAAUGCAGAUGUUCAUUACCGGGGCCCAAAACGUCGCUUUGUUGUCAUCACCAAGGGAAAGUACAAGCUUCAUGCCUUUGGUUAAAUAAGUGACAGACUAGCUGAAUAUAAACGGUUUUGAUUUCUGUUAGUGCUUUUUUUUUACAUAAGGUGUUUGUGGUAGUUAUGGCAUUUGAUAAUUUCUAAGGUAAAACAAACUAAUUGACAAACAGUUUGACUAAAUUUUUAAACUUACAAGAUAUGUAUGAUUUCAAAGAUUAUAUGUAUAAUGCACAUCUAGCUUAAAUUAUUUACAAGCAUCAUUAGCAAACACAUAUCGUUUGAUUGCAAUACUUUAUAUGAGCUAUUUUAAAGUUUCUGAAUUUGAGUUUUUCACUGGUAUAGGAGUUAUAUUUAAUAGUUAAUACUUUUGAUUCCUAAUAUGUUUCAUAUCAGCAAUUUUGAACUACCUGAAUUUGUGUAUGUUGCACAAUGAUAUAGCUGCUAUAUUUGAUAGCCGAUAUUUCUUAUUCGAAAUAUGCUUCAUAUCACACAGCUCUUUUUAAAUUUCUGAUCUUAAGUAUGUUGCUACACUGAUAUAGCUGCCGUAUUUGAUAUUUGUGCUUCUUUAUAACCUGCUCUAUAUGAAUACGCUAAAUUAAGUUUUUAGCUAUAUGAUAUAGGCCUAGUUGAUAUUUUUGAAUUGCUUUCUAUCUGCUAUUUUGAAAUUUCUGAUCAUAAGUAUAUUGCUACAGUGAUGUAGCUUUCAUAUUCGAUAUUUGAUAUUUUGGGUUUUGAAUAUGCUUCAUUUCUGGUAGGCCAAUAUCAAACCACAGAGGUAUACAUACCGUAUAUGUAGAAAUACCUUCCAUUAAUUGCGAGGGCACACUGAUUUAGCAGCUGUUUUUUAUUUUUACACGAAAUGGCGUCAAAUGAGUGCAACAUUUUAACAGAGGUUUGUAAGUUAAAAAGAAGAAAAUUGUGUCUCAUUUAAUUGGUCUAUAUAUUUCAACUGCAAACCAUAUUAUACUAUCCCAUUUCGAACACCAAGUUAUGUAUUCACGUAUUUUACUUCUAUAAGUUUCCAUCAUACUGUAACUUUAGGCCAUUAAUUCAUUAUUGUUCCUGUUGUUCCUUUUGUUUUUAACUUGAUUUAAUUUCUUUACAUUUUUUUCCUUUUGGAUGCACCAUGAGGUAUUGUCUGAUGUGUGCCACUGAUGCAAAAGUGAAUCCAAUAAAAUAUUUGCAUUA
Molecule: messenger RNA, 2593 nt
Organism: Anneissia japonica
Lineage: Eukaryota; Metazoa; Echinodermata; Crinoidea; Comatulida; Comatulidae
Exons: 2
Coding region: 165-1448 (427 amino acids)
Source: RefSeq, a predicted model, not a curated record